Molecule: messenger RNA, 2523 nt
Organism: Canis lupus familiaris (dog)
Lineage: Eukaryota; Metazoa; Chordata; Mammalia; Carnivora; Canidae
Gene: TRPV1
Product: transient receptor potential cation channel subfamily V member 1
Exons: 15
Coding region: 1-2523 (840 amino acids)
Biological process (GO): calcium ion import across plasma membrane
Cellular component (GO): membrane
Molecular function (GO): calcium channel activity; protein binding
Source: RefSeq, marked provisional
AUGAAGAACUGGGGAAGCUCCGAUUCAGGGGGGUCUGAGGACCCGCCCCAAGAGGACUCCUGCUUAGACCCCCUGGAUGGAGACCCUAAUUCCAGGCCAGUUCCAGCCAAGCCCCACAUCUUCCCUACGGCUAAGAGCCGCAGCCGACUUUUUGGAAAGUGUGACUCAGAGGAGGCUUCUAUGGAUUGCUCUUAUGAAGAAGGCCAGCUAGCCUCUUGCCCAGCCAUCACAGUCAGUCCUGUUGUCAUGAUCCCGAAACAUGAGGACGGCCCCACCUGUGCCAGGCAGCCGUCCCAGGACUCUGUGACUGCUGGAUCUGAGAAGAGCCUCAAGCUCUAUGAUCGCAGGAAGAUAUUUGAGGCUGUCGCUCAGAAUAACUGUGAGGAGCUGCAGAGCCUGCUGCUCUUCCUGCAGAAGAGCAAGAAGCACCUCAUGGACAGCGAGUUCAAAGACCCAGAGACAGGGAAGACCUGUCUGCUGAAAGCCAUGCUCAACCUGCAUGAUGGGCAGAAUGACACCAUCCCCCUGCUCCUGGAGAUUGCCCGUCAGACGGACAGCCUAAAGGAGUUGGUCAACGCCAGCUACACAGACAGCUACUACAAGGGCCAGACAGCCCUGCAUAUUGCCAUUGAGAGGCGGAACAUGGCGCUCGUGACCCUCCUGGUGGAGAACGGGGCAGACGUCCAGGCUGCAGCCAAUGGGGACUUCUUUAAGAAAACCAAAGGGCGGCCUGGCUUCUACUUUGGUGAGCUGCCCCUGUCCUUGGCUGCAUGUACCAACCAGCUGGGCAUUGUGAAGUUCCUGCUGCAGAACUCUUGGCAACCUGCAGACAUCAGCGCCAGGGACUCCGUGGGUAACACCGUGCUGCACGCACUGGUAGAGGUGGCCGACAACACAGCUGACAAUACCAAGUUUGUGACGAGCAUGUACAAUGAGAUUCUCAUCCUGGGCGCCAAGCUCCACCCUACACUGAAGCUGGAGGGGCUCACCAACAAGAAGGGGCUGACGCCACUGGCUCUGGCAGCCAGGAGUGGGAAAAUUGGGGUCUUGGCCUAUAUUCUCCAGAGAGAGAUCCAAGAGCCUGAGUGCAGGCAUCUGUCCAGGAAGUUCACUGAAUGGGCGUACGGGCCCGUGCACUCGUCGCUCUAUGACCUGUCCUGCAUUGACACUUGUGAGAAGAACUCAGUGCUGGAGGUGAUUGCCUACAGCAGCAGUGAGACCCCGAAUCGCCAUGACAUGCUUUUGGUGGAACCACUGAACCGACUCCUGCAGGAUAAGUGGGACAGAUUUGUCAAGCGCAUCUUCUACUUCAACUUCUUCAUCUACUGCUUGUAUAUGAUCAUCUUCACUACAGCAGCCUACUACAGGCCUGUGGAUGGCUUGCCUCCCUAUAAGCUGAAACACACUGUUGGAGACUAUUUCCGAGUCACCGGAGAGAUUCUUUCUGUAUUAGGGGGAGUCUACUUUUUUUUCCGAGGGAUUCAAUAUUUCCUGCAGAGGCGGCCAUCGCUGAAGACCUUGUUUGUGGACAGCUACAGUGAGAUGCUUUUUUUUGUGCAGUCACUGUUCAUGCUGGGGACCGUGGUGCUGUACUUCUGCCACCACAAGGAGUACGUGGCCUCUAUGGUGUUCUCCCUGGCCAUGGGCUGGACCAACAUGCUCUACUACACCCGCGGCUUCCAGCAGAUGGGCAUCUAUGCUGUUAUGAUUGAGAAGAUGAUCCUGAGAGACUUGUGUCGCUUCAUGUUUGUCUACCUUGUUUUCUUGUUCGGGUUUUCCACAGCGGUGGUGACGCUGAUUGAGGAUGGGAAGAAUAACUCUGUGCCGACUGAGUCCACAUUGCAUAGGUGGCGAGGGCCUGGCUGCCGGCCACCUGACAGCUCCUACAAUAGCCUGUACUCCACGUGUCUCGAGCUCUUCAAGUUUACCAUCGGUAUGGGCGACCUGGAGUUCACCGAGAACUAUGACUUCAAGGCUGUCUUCAUCAUCCUAUUGCUGGCCUACGUGAUUCUCACCUAUAUCCUUCUACUCAACAUGCUCAUUGCCCUCAUGGGUGAGACUGUCAACAAGAUCGCACAGGAGAGCAAGAACAUAUGGAAACUACAGAGAGCUAUCACCAUCCUGGACACGGAGAAGAGCUUCCUUAAGUGUAUGAGGAAGGCCUUCCGCUCAGGCAAGCUGUUGCAGGUGGGGUAUACACCUGACGGCAAGGAUGACUACAGGUGGUGUUUCAGGGUGGAUGAGGUCAACUGGACCACUUGGAACACCAAUGUAGGUAUCAUCAAUGAAGACCCUGGGAACUGUGAGGGCAUCAAGCGCACCCUGAGCUUCUCCCUGCGGUCAGGCAGAGUUUCAGGAAGAAACUGGAAGAACUUUUCCCUGGUUCCCCUUUUAAGAGAUGCAAGUACAAGAGAAAGGCACCCUGCCCAACCGGAGGAAGUUCAUCUGAGGCACUUUGCAGGGUCCCUCAAGCCAGAAGAUGCUGAGAUCUUCAAGGAUCCUGUUGGUUUAGGGGAGAAGUGA